This is a messenger RNA of Brettanomyces bruxellensis, 1131 nucleotides long. RefSeq lists its product as uncharacterized. The record is from RefSeq and is a predicted model, not a curated record. The transcript has a single exon. Lineage: Eukaryota; Fungi; Ascomycota; Pichiomycetes; Pichiales; Pichiaceae. Bases 1 to 1131 code for a protein of 376 amino acids.
AUGAGUUUUUUACAAAAUGAUCCUGCAUCAUGUGGGGUUAAUAAUGCCGUAAAUAAGCUCAAUAAUCGUGUCAACGACAACAACUCGGUAAACCAGCAGUUACAGUAUAGAAAUAAUCAGGCAUCUGGGUUACAGGAGGCAAGAAACCAGUUUAAUCGGCUUAAUCGGGUAGACAGAAAAGUUCAGGAGGAAUUUCAUAGUUUCCAAAAUGAAAUUAGCUGGCAAGAAAGACCUCUUGAUUCUUUUCGGUUUAAGGCUUCUGAUUCAUCAAUUCAACCGGCCCAGUUAGGAGGAAGCCAUCAGCAAGAUCAACGGCAGCAGUGGGUAACAGAUUUUCAGAAAUUAAGCAUACAGGAUAGUCGAAGGACUAAGGAAAAUAUAGGAUUAAGUUUACAACAUGGAGUUCAACCGAAAACUGGGAUGAUGAUGUCAGGUCAGAAUGCACAUGCCUGGAGUGCAGAAUUUAAUGGCAUAACACGAAGACAAGAGGAAAUCGAGGGUAGGGAAGAUUACAUUGCAAGAAAAAAGAUAGUUGGUCCAAUUUCAUCUUUUAAUCAGACGUAUGGAGUUGGGCAGAAUAUAAAUAACGGGGAUUGGAGGUAUCAAAAGCAGAGCAAUCUUGAAGAAAGUAAGGAGAGAACCGACGCCGCAUUUGAAUCAGCAUUCAACGAGAUUGAAAAGCACAUAAAUACCAAUGAUGAAACCAAAAGAGAUUGGAUGGAGGAUGAUGCACAAGAAGAGGCAAACAUUCAGGGGAAAACCGAAAAUAUAGAAUCGAAGAAUCGUACGGAUGAGAGUGAAAAGGAGAAGUUCGCUGAUAUUGCUAAGUCAGUGUUUGAUGCAAUGGAAAAAGGAUCUAGUCAUGCGUCAGCCAAAACGAAUGAUAAAUUCAAAAACUCGAAAUUCUUGCAUCUCAUGGAUCAAAUUUCAAAGAGAGAGGUCGAAAUAAACAAGACGAACGAUAAGUUCAUUGAUGCAAGGGGUCAUGAUAUAAGGGAUGAUCUUCCGGAUCCAUUGCGGGAUCUUAGAGAUACAAAUUUAUAUGAAGGGGGUCCGUUUGAAGCUGCCAGGGAGAUCGGUGCCAACCAGGGACAGCAAAUCUCGCCAGGCGAUUGGGAAACAGAUAUAUAA